AUCGGGGGAAAAAAAUGUAAAUUGAAGGUGCAAUCGCCAUCUAGUAAUCGGAUGGUUUUAGUAGCAUUCUUCCCCACUAAAAUCGAGAUUCUAAUAUCUAAUUAUUACCAACGUUAUCCAUGAAUUCUAACCAAAAGAAGAAAAAGAAAGGGAAAAUCAUUGUGGAAAAAAUCAGACCAAUCAACCUCGGCCAUUCUGUCGUCUUCGUGGAACUGGAGAGGGUAAAUAAAAAGGAAAAUUAAACUGGGCUCCACCGAUCCCAGUGCGAUCCCCAUUCUCACUGAUAGAGGCCCCUAUAAAGAAGAAGAAGACCACGUCCAACAUUACUGCCAAGUCUUUCCUCCCUGCAAAACUCCGUUCAUACGCCGCCGGAAAAAAUGGCUUCACCUUCCUCCAAACUCCUUCCAUUCUUCGCUUUUCUCUCCCUCCUCCUCCAUGUCCAUGCCCGACUGAACCUUGAUCCUUCAGAUCUUACAGCCUUUUCCAUCAUUAAAAAUGACUUGGGCAUUGACGGUCAACUCUCCCCCUCCCCAUGCCACAAUACCGGUGUGUUCUGUGAGCGGCGGCUCUCCGACAACGGCACUUAUGUUUUAAGGAUUACCAGGCUCAUUUUCAACUCCAAAGGUCUCACUGGUUCUCUUUCUCCGGCUAUCGGCCGGCUCACGGAAUUGAAAGAGCUUACGAUUUCUAAUAAUCACCUCGUUGACCGAGUACCUUCCGAAAUCGUGGACUGCCGGAAACUGGAAAUUCUCGAUCUCCAAAACAACAAGCUUUCUGGAAAAGUUCCGUCUGGAUUGUCCUCGCUGAUUCGCCUUCGAGUCAUCGAUCUUUCGUCCAAUAAAUUCACGGGCAAUUUGUAUUUCUUGAAGCAUUUCCCCAACCUGGAAAGUCUCUCCAUAGCAAAUAAUUACUUCACAGGGAAGAUCCCAGCUUCAAUUCGUUCUUUCCGUAAUCUUCGAGUCUUCAACUUCUCUGGAAAUCGCCUUCUCGAAACUUCAGCCUCCAUCGUAAAGGGUGUUGAGUUCCACUCGGCUACCGAAGUUCCCAAGCGUUAUAAGUUAGCUGAGAAUUCCAGUACGAAAGGUACGCACAGAGCCGCCGCUACAGCGCCAACUUCGAGUGCUCAAGCUCAAGCUCCAGCUCCCGCGACAUCCCCGCGCCGGAAAAAUAAAACAAAGAAGAUAAUUUCUUGGAUACUUGGGUUUCUUGCUGGAGCAAUUGCUGGAAGUUUAUCGGGGUUUAUCUUUUCUCUACUGUUUAAACUCGUCAUAGCAGCUAUUAAAGGUGGAAGCAAGAAUUCAGGUCCGUCUAUCUUUGCUCCUAAGUUGAUAAAAAGAGAUGAUUUGGCUUUUCUAGAGAAAGACGAUGCGCUUGCAUCUUUGGAGCUGAUUGGAAAAGGUGGAUGUGGAGAAGUUUACAAGGCUGAAUUACCUGAAAAAAGCGGGAAAAUGUUUGCGAUUAAGAAGAUAACUCAACCCCCCAAGGACGCGGCUGAGUUAGCUGAUGAAGAUAGCAGACUUAUGAGCAAGAAAAUGCGUCAAAUUAAGUCGGAGAUCAGAACUGUAGGUGAAAUCCGGCAUCGGAAUCUUCUUCCUCUUGUGGCUCAUGUCCCUCGUCCUGAUUGCCACUACCUUGUGUAUGAAUUGAUGAAGAAUGGCAGCUUGCAAGAUAUGUUGAAUCAGGUUUCAGCAGGUGUGAAAGAACUAAAUUGGCUUACUCGACAUAACAUUGCUCUUGGAGUGGCAUCUGGGCUGGAGUAUCUACACAUGAACCAUACCCCACGUAUUAUUCACAGAGAUCUGAAGCCUGCAAAUGUUUUGCUCGAUGAUGACAUGGAAGCUCGAAUUGCUGAUUUCGGGCUGGCAAAAGCAAUGCCUGAUGCCCAAACUCACAUGACAGCUUCAAAUGUUGCAGGUACUGUAGGAUACAUCGCACCGGAGUAUCAUCAGACAUUGAAGUUCACUGAUAAAUGCGACAUAUACGGCUUCGGGGUUCUGCUAGGUGUCUUGGUGAUAGGGAAACUUCCAUCUGAUGAGUUUUUCCAGAACACGGAUGAGAUGAGUUUGGUUAAGUGGAUGAAAAAUGUUAUGACUUCGGAUAAUCCUAAGGGAGCCAUUGAUCCAAAGCUCCUGGGAAAUGGCUGGGAGGAGCAAAUGCUUUUGGCCCUCAAAAUUGCCUGCUUUUGCACUAUGGAUAAUCCAAAAGAGAGGCCUAACAGUAAGGAUGUCCGAUGCAUGCUGUCACAAAUCAAGCACGAUGUACCUGAAACUCCCUCUCAAAAUGUCUAAAAUAAUAAUGCAUGUAUAAGAACGUUAUCUGUUAGAUUCUGCUUCCAACGAUGGGCAUUGUCAAUCAAAUAUAUAUAUAUUUGCAUAUUUGUAUUGUCUUUAAUCA
This is a messenger RNA of Benincasa hispida (wax gourd), 2394 nucleotides long. It is a transcript of the gene SOBIR1, whose product is annotated as Leucine-rich repeat protein kinase family protein. Gene Ontology annotation, molecular function: protein kinase activity; receptor serine/threonine kinase binding; ATP binding. The record is from RefSeq and is a predicted model, not a curated record. Lineage: Eukaryota; Viridiplantae; Streptophyta; Magnoliopsida; Cucurbitales; Cucurbitaceae. Gene Ontology annotation, biological process: protein phosphorylation.